Molecule: messenger RNA, 4816 nt
Organism: Carassius auratus (goldfish)
Lineage: Eukaryota; Metazoa; Chordata; Actinopteri; Cypriniformes; Cyprinidae
Product: zinc/cadmium resistance protein
Exons: 5
Coding region: 3315-4775 (486 amino acids)
Biological process (GO): zinc ion transmembrane transport; intracellular zinc ion homeostasis; detoxification of zinc ion
Cellular component (GO): Golgi apparatus; endoplasmic reticulum; membrane
Molecular function (GO): zinc ion transmembrane transporter activity; calcium channel inhibitor activity
Source: RefSeq, a predicted model, not a curated record
UGCACCACACAGCCAGCUCUUAAACCUCUUGUCUGUAAGCAGACUAAUCACCGUCCUGGAUGAGGCUGAUGACCGUAGAGUCGUCUGUAAACUUCAGUAGCUUUACUGAGGGGUCUUAAGAUGUGCAGAGAGAGAAAAGCAGUGGGGAGAGCACACAGCCCUGGGGGACGCCAGUGCUGAAGGUGAUAGUCCUGAAUGUGAGUUUGCCUUGCCUCACUAGCUGCUGCCAGUCUGUCAGGAAGCUGGUGGUCCACUGACAGAUGGAGGUGGGCACGGAAAGCUGUGUGAGUUUGUCUGAGAGCAGGUCAGGCAUGAUGGUAUUAAAGGCCGAACUGAAGUCCACAAAUAAGAUCCUUGUGUAAUUCCCAGAUCUGUCGAGGUGUUGCAGGAUGUAAUGCAGUCCCAUGUCGACUGCAUCAUCCACAGACCUGUGUGCUCUGUAGGCAACCUGGAGAGGAUCCAGCAAUGGUCCAGUGGUGUCCUUCAGGUAAGCCAAGACCAGUCUCUCAAGUGACUUCAGACGUGAGAGCGACAGGUCUGUAGUCCUUAAGUCCAGUGAUUUUGGCUUUUUAGGGACUGGAUUGAUGGAGCGUUUGAAGCAACCGGGAACUACACAGUUCCAAUGAUCUGUUGAAGAUCUGUGUAAAGAUGGAGGCCAGUUGGUCAGCACAGACUGGGUGCUUUCACACUAGCACUUUUGGUGCACACCCGGGUUCGAUUGACAUCAGAGUUCGGUUUGUUUGCUGUCUUCCAAACUCGGGUGCGCAGCCACGAACCAUACCCGAGUCCGCUUAAAAAUGGUGGUCCAGGGUGGACGGUUCAUGUGAACUCCGCUACGGUUCGCUGCUGAUGUGAACGCUAUCGUAACAAAUUGCGGAAGUGAACCGCUAUUAAUGACGUAUUAUUUAAUGAAAAAGUGUGUUUGUGUGUGUGUUUCAUUCACUUUCCUGAUGAGCUGUAUGUCUAAUUUCUGUUCGCCUUCAGCAUGCUUUGGAGCAUUUGCAGUAAAUUCAUAAGACAGACUCAAGUGCUGUUAUGUACCGAACCUUUGUAAACAAAACUAACAGUUCAAAAACGUAAAUACAUAAAAGAGCAGAGAGUAAUGUUAUGCAUUUGCCACCUUCUCCUACACCGCCGUUACUAAGCAACGGGGUAAACAGCUGCUGGCUUGAUUACGCAAACGAACCGUGGUUCGGACUCAAAUAUUAUAACAUGCACACAGUCCAGCAGGGGCAGGGGGAGGAGGGAGCAAUCGAACUCAGGUUCGGACCAGGCAAGCGAACCAAGUGUGAAAGCACCAUCUGGGCCUGAAGCUUUUCUAGAUUUCUGCUUCCUGGAGACCUGGUUCACGUCCUCUACAAAGACCUUUAACACAGUUUGAAUGGUGGGGGAUGGAGGUGGGGGGGUUCAGGGGUGUUAAGUGAGCGUGUGAAAUUCAGCUCAGAGCAGAUGGGGGGUGGUAGACUAUCCUUUUCAAAUCUGAAGUAAAACACAUUCAGAUCGUCAGCCAUUUGUUGAUUCUCCACAGACUGUGGGGUGGUGUUUAGUACAUGCUGAUGUUCCUCAGACCAGUCCUUAAUGACACCGCAUUGUUUGCUGGAAGCUCUUUUGUCUGUUCUUGGCCUAGUUAUACACGAUUGCAUCCCCACUUCUGUAAAAAUGGCUAGUAAACAAAGAAUUACAAAGAAACAAGUGACGUAUCAAAAAAUUCUGAGUAAAAUGCUGAAAUGGCAUUUUCCCACUACAUGUAGGGCAAUAAUAAUCAAAAGGUCCACACAUGCACAAGACAUUGCUUACUUCCAUGUUGAAAAACAAGGUGGAUAUAAAAGCUAGUCUAAAACAGUUUGUCUUUUGGUAUCACAAUUAUUGUUUUGGUAUCAAAAGCAGUUGUACAUGCGAGUGUUCAUAAAUAAACGUCCGAAAUGCAACUAAUAAAGACGACACUGAAAAAUUUAAUUCCACAUGAUAUUUCAUUUCUGAGACUUCUGAGAACGGGUGACAACUAUGAUCAAGAUUCACUUCAACUCUCAUAAUGUUUAUUUAGAUUUAACGUUUUAAAUUUAGGCCUAGGGGUUUUUGAGGGAUCUGUAAAGAAAAUAGAUGUUUCAUUUGAAUUCCAUUAAAGAAAUACAAUAAAGGUACUUGAUGAAAUGUUACAAAGCGCUCAGGAUCUUUAUUAUUGGUAUGCUGGGUUUGCACAGGUUGGACCCCCUGGUUCCUAUGAAAGCAAGCGGCGUCUGGUAUGUUACACACCCUGAGAGAUGUAUGCAAACACUAUCAAACGGCCCUGCAGCAGGACACCAAUCUGUUUGAGAUUAUCAGGCUUCUGUUUAAACCCAGAGCACAGCACAUGCAGAGACUGAAAUAAUACACCAGAAACACACCCUCCUUAUACAUGUCUCCAGGUGGAAUUAAAAGCAAUGAAUUCAAAUGAUACCGAGCUCCUGUGAGACUUCUCUUAAUCAUUAAUUCCUCGUUAUGUAGAAGUCAUUGAGUCUUGCUGUACUUUGGGAUGAUCAGUGCCGUAUAGAAGGGAUCUUUGAGGUAUUUGACUGUUGGAGCUUAUUAUUAUAAAUCUACUUUGAAGGAAUUUCCAUGUAAUCCUCAGCGACUCGCUCUUACAACGGAGACUUCAGAGGUGUAUUUAGAUUUAAUAACAGAUUUUACCGUAUAAUCAGCACCCAUACUGAAAGACAUAGAUAGAUUAGUUAUUAAGCUCUAAUCAAAGUAUUACAGUUAUUCUCCAUAAUUACUGGUUGAAUGUUAAAUCUGACGUAUGUGUAAAUGGGAAGCUAGCGCUUCAGUACGAGCUGCAUUCAUGCUGUUGUGAUUGUGGCUUGCUGUUGGUUUAGUGCUUUAAAGAGCCUCUCGGUUGUCAAACUCAAUGCAACGUGUUAGUUUUUGGCCUUGUGUUCUCUGUCAGAGCUGUGUGUGGAUUCCCUCGGGCACAGAGAGAGUUAAAAAGGCUAUUUAGCCACAGCCUUUCCAUGUGAAUUCCCUUCGUGGACAUUUUUUUCCCCCCUGAACAUCAGUUGGGGCUCUGAAUGUAAGCCGUGAGAACGUGAUGAGAGAGAAACAGAAGAGCUGUGCUCCUUCAGCUCAUCCGCUCUGCUCUGGCGGACAGAAGAUCCUCACAUGAUAGUGCUUAUACAGACUUUAUUUUAACUCUGUGAACUCUGAAACAGCAUCUCAUGCGGCUGUGAAGACCUUUCUGUAGCGCUCAGGACAUCCUCAAACAGUCCACUUCAGGUUGGAGUGUCUCCAGGAAGAGCGUUCCCUUGAUUCGUACUGUCUGGCGUACUGAUAGAGGUGCAAUGGCGAGGAUAUCCUGCACUACUCACAUUUGCACGCUGGUCUUGUCUUUGUGCUUCCUGGUCUUUGAGAUAGUGGUCGGUCAAAUCUGCAGAUCCCUCCUCGUUGCGGUGGACAGCUUCCAUACACUCUACAUUUUCAUCAAUCUGGCUCUAUCAGUGAUAAAGCAUCAUCCUGCUCCUCCCUGCUCACCUGCUCCCUCCACGAGCGCCGGUUCACCCCGUCCAGACAUCUCUGUUUCAGAAGGUCCGAGUCCUCCGUAUGCUGAGGACUACAGAAGGAUGCGUCUCAAACCCUUCGGCGUCCUGAUCUCGGCUCUGCUCUUGGCAUCUCAGUGUGUCUCCAUCAGUCUGGAGAUUCUCACACAUGUUGUGCAGCCAGAACCCAUUCAACACCCACUCCUGUCUAUCGUUGUUGGAGGAGCCAGUCUGAUAUUUAAUAUUCUCGUUUUGGCCUGGAAAAGAAGCAGCAGAGGUAUCGAUGAAGCUGAUGAUGGGAUCAGAAAGAGUCUGACGCCAAAUGACCCUCAUUCUUCAUCAGAAAACAAAGGACGCGCUCUGGAGGAUGACACGCUGAUGUUCUGCAACCCUGAAGCAUCUCGGGUUCUGGAUCCAGAUCAAGGCUCUCAGCACGGCUCUUCUGAGCUGCCAAACCCCAGCAUCCCUGAACCAGUUCAGUCCAGUCAGUGUCAAACGUCUGAUUCCAGAAUCAGUGCGAGUUCACUGGAAAUCAUUCGGGAAGCACCACGUCACUCCUCCUGCACCGAACGCACCGUUCCUCGGUGUGCUCCUGGAGGAUCCGGGUUCAGAGGAGCGCAGCUGGGCUCCAUCGCCGUGGUCCAGGAUCUUCUGGGUUCAGUGCUGGUUCUGUGUAACGGUCUGGUUCUCCUGCUGUCUGCAGCGCACUGUCAUCGGCCUCACUCCGACUGUCAUCUGCUGGUGUAUCUGGACGCAGGGUUGUCCUCGGUGUGUGUGCUGGUGCUGUUGUCCGUGGCUCUGCCGAGGCUGCGGAGCUACGGGCUGCUGGUGCUGCAGGCGACGCCGGUGCAUGUCUCGGUCGCUCAGGUGCGGCUGUGCCUCGCUGAAGUACCGGGUGUGCUGUCGGUUCACGAGCUGCACGUGUGGCAGCUGUCCGAGGCGCUGCUGGUGGCCUCGCUGCACGUGCACUGUCCGGACGGGAUGGACGCAGCACAGUGCGCAGAUCUGAUAGAGAGGAUCACAGCAGUGCUGGCCGCUUUCGGCAUCAACCACAGCACCGUGCAGCCGGAGCUCAUCCGGAGCGACGGAGGCGGAUCGGGACACGCGCUCUGCAGCCUGCGCUGUGGCCAGGAGUGUGUGGAGAAGCUCUGCUGCUCCCCUCGGGUGGACCAAGCCAGCUGUCCCGGGACAGAGAGGUCUGUUAGUGUGCAGUCCUGCUCUCCAGCGCCGCUCAGAGACGUGGUUAUCGAGAACACACACCUGUGAUUACUGUACAUGACUCCAGCAAUAAACACAUUCAUACCAUG